GCCGCCGCGCAUGCGGGGUGGGGGGUGAGGGGCGGGGCCCGGCCGGUCUGGUUGCGCUCCCUCACGGACAGAGGCCCCGGAGGCUCCCGAGCGACAAUGAAGCAACAACAGCAGCAGCAGCCGCUGCUGCCGCCGCAACCGGCGCCGGCCCCGCAGCCUCCCCUGCAGCCGUCGCCUCCCUUCGCCAGCCCGGGGGUCCCCGCCUUCCUCAGCAAACUGUGGGCUCUGCUGGGCGAGACCCCCAGCAACCAGCUCAUCACCUGGAGCCAGAAUGGAAAGAGUUUCUUGGUGUUGGAUGAACAGAGAUUCGCAAAAGAAAUUCUUCCCAAGUACUUCAAGCAUAACAACAUGGCAAGCUUUGUCAGACAGUUAAACAUGUAUGGCUUCCGUAAAGUUGUCCAUGUUGAUUCUGGAAUUGUCAAACUGGAGCGAGAUGGUCCAGUAGAGUUUCGGCAUGCAUAUUUUAGGCAGGGCCGGGAGGACUUGCUGGAACACAUUAAAAGGAAGGUUUCUUCUUCAAGACCUGAAGAAAACAAGAUACGUCAGGAAGAUCUCUCUAAAAUAAUAUGCAGUGCUCAAAAGGUGCAAAUCAAGCAAACAACUAUUGAAUCUCAAUUGUCUCUUAUGAAGAGAGAGAAUGAAUCCCUUUGGAGGGAAGUGUCAGAACUGAGAGCAAAACACUUGCAACAGCAGCAAGUUAUUCGAAAGAUUGUACAAUUCAUUGUUACCUUGGUGCAGAAUAAUCAACUAGUAAGCCUAAAACGCAAAAGGCCUCUACUUCUGAACACUAAUGGACCUACAAAGUCGAAUGUAUUUCAGAAAAUUGUGAAAGAACCGGCUGAGAGUAGCCACCAUGUACCUCUCAACAGAAAUGAGGGCUUAAAACAAAGGGAACAGAUUUCAGAUGACAUUGUUAUUUAUGAUGUCACUGAGGAUGUGGGUGAGGAAGAACAUCCCAUGGCUGAUGAAGAAAAUACUCCUGUUACACCAGAAACGAGUGAAGAUACCACUUCAGAUUCUUCCAACUGUAGCUGUAGCUACCAUUCUCCUGAUAUCGUAAUUGUGGAAGAUGAUAAUGAAGAUGAAUAUGCCCCUGUAAUUCAAGGGGAUAAAAACACUGAAUCAGUUGCUGUCCCAGGUAAUGAUCCAGCCAGCCAUGUCAGUGACAGCACAAGCCCACUCAUGUCAAGUGCUGUACAGGUGAAUAACCAGUCAACCUUAACUGCAGAAGACCCAGUCUCUGUGAUGGAUUCCAUCCUCAAUGAAAACGGAGUAAUUUCACAGAAUAUAAAUCUUCUUGGAAAAGUUGAACUUCUGGAUUAUCUGGACAGUAUCGACUGCAGUUUAGAGGACUUCCAGGCUAUGUUGUCAGGACGACAGUUCAGCAUAGAUCCAGAUCUCCUGGUUGAUCUUUUUACAACUUCUGUGCAGAUGAAUCCCACAGAUCAUGAUCAUAUCACUAAUACCAAAGUGGAGACAAAGGGAAAAGAAACUAACAAGAAUAAUGCUGAUCCAGCAGCUUCACAGGAAAUGCAAGAUAAGCAGCUGAUACAUUACACUGCUUUUCCACUCCUUGCAUUCCUCGAUGGGAACCCAGGCUCUGCUGUUGAGAGUGGGGUCUUCACAGCUGAAACUCCUUCCACUGUUGAAAAAUCCGUGGAAGGGGAUGAGCUCCUGGAGAGCAGCCUGGAUCCCCAGCCCACCCAGAGCAAACUGGUGCGUCUGGAGCCACUGACAGAGGCAGAGGCAAGUGAGGCCACGCUGUUCUACCUGUGUGAACUUGCCCCAGCACCCAUGGAUACAGACAUGUCCUUCUUAGAUAACUGAUGUGAGGGAGGUUGUGUAUAUAGUCAUGAAGAUGAACUAUUUAUUUAGAAUAUUGUUUGGUAUGAGAGUUUUUUGUACAUCACUGUUUUAUGUAACCAGGUAUGUGGAAUCUGAAGUAUCUUUCCUAUCUUACACAAGCAGUUGUUUAGGUAUGGAGUUAAGACAAGCCACCAGGCACAGCUGGCAGUGCUGAGCCAGGCUCCUGCUGCACUGCAGUGAACACUUGGUGUUGCCCACAUUGCUCGUACCGCAAGUAACCAACACUUGUCAAUAGUGAGCUUUGGUUUAUGGUUUCUUAUACUUCUUGUCUUACAUAUGAUGACAUAAACUAGUAGUGUAUUGUUAGGAAACACUGACUUUCUGUAUUUUGGGGUUUUUAUUUUUUACAUUUUGUUUAACACACAUGAGGCUUUUUUGGGGUGGGGGGACCAGGACCUGAUGUAGGCUUUUUUUUUCCCUGCUUCAACUGGGAACAAAGUGCCUGUACCUUGCUAAAUCUUGGUUCUGCCUUACUUUCACUUCAGUGGAAGUGCUCACACAUAGCACAGACUGGGGAAAAGUGCUUGACAGCUGCCAGGCCCCAUGACUGCAUGAGUACUCUUAACUUGGACCAUCUAUGCUGACAAAAUAAAUGUUACUUAAGUGUGAUACUUGUCAAGAGUUUGUCUCUUACUCUGUGUGUCAGGUGGUUAUGGAUUUAAUAUCUUGUUUUCCUAUCAUAGUAGCUGUGCAAGGUCUGCUGUGCACAGUUCCUGGAAAAGUUUAAUUACCUCCAGCCUGAUGGAUUUAUUGAUAAGCCUCCAAAACAAGAGAGAAACUGGGUUUCAUUAACUUAAUACAUGCAACACAAAAACCACAUUCUGGCAAUGGAUCGGAGAUUUUUUUCCAAAGUCGUAAUGUGGCCACUUGUACAAAGAGCUGAAUCUAUAGACAGAGCAGUCUGCUAAUCUUCUGAAUUCACCAACUUGUUCUUCCUUACAGGACUCAGGAACUGCUGUAGUAGAAGAGGUGUUCAGGUGUUUUACCCAAAUCUAAACAGGUGUAACCCAGUGAGGUGGCAGCAGUUGAUGAAGCAGGAAUGCAGGUCCAGGUGCAAGGCAUGUUAGUGUUUGCUGGGACAUGGCUGCCAAGGGCACAGAACUGUCAGAGGACCUCACCCAGGGGGGCUGCAUGUGACCUCCUGAAAGAGCCAGGGACUCACAGGUGUGCUCUGCAGCACUGUCAGCUCUUCUCAGAACCUGACAGUGCUACAAAGCAUUCCCAGAAGAGGGGUUGAGAUCGUUACACAAACCCUUGCAAUAGCCAACAUCUGGCAGCACCAUGAGACAUCAGAAGUCGUGGGACAUCUUCAUCCAAAUUUAUUUAUUAAUAAGGUAACAACAUAUUACAAAUUAUAAGCCUUUACUAAUCUUUCCAUUACUGUCUCAAGUUUGACUUGACAUGUCAGACUCUUUGCAGUAAAUGUCAGUGUUCAGGUGCAGAAUUAAAAGCUUCAGAGAAUAGCAACUCGAAGUCACAGUUACAAACACCACGGAAAGGGAUGAGCAUGACAUCGGCUGCAGGCUCCAGGGUCACUUCCAGUCAGGCUGCUCUAGGCUCAAGUUGUAGCAAGUAACAGAGAAAUUAUGCAGCUUAUGUACUUCAGUUACAAAGCAAAAAGCACAAAAGCAUUUUAAGAUUUUGUAACUGCACAGGAACUAUGCCUAGAUUUACACUUCCUAGGCUCAAGUCCAUCUCUGGCAAUGGACAACAAGUAAAUACCUAAUACAGUAAAAGAUUUCAAGAUUCAGAGCCCCAAAUAUUGUAGGAAACCCUUCAGCAGAAGCCUCAGUAAAUGCAAACCUUCUCCUUCAGUUAUUGUAACUUCUGUGCUCCAUUUUCUCCACUUUUUUUUUAAUCACAAUACUUGAUUGCUCCAAAAGGCUUACACAGCUUUCACCACUCGGCUCCUUGCAAACUUCAUGAUUGUAGCGUAGCCAAGAAAGUGGCACACAAAACAGCAAUAAAUUACAGCACAGCUAUGCUACUUAAACUACUUAAAAAACUAGUAAUACUAUGUAGAUGCACAUUGUGAACAGGUGCCUUAAAAACAUGCUUCUGAGCAUCUGAUACCAGGGUAUUUCCCCCCAGGGUGCCUGUCCUCCUGUGUGCAAUGGGACACACUGGACUGGCUCCUCUGCAGCUCCAGGUGCAAGUUUCCCCCCUCACAUCUGUGUUGAUGAUGGUACAGCUGCCCUCGGCAUGGGAAAGGUCAGGCUAAGUAGUGUCAAAGUGCUGCAAUGUGUCCAGUGAACCCCAAAGUGUUCCACUUUGAGUCUAACACACUCAAGGCUUAUUUGGGAAUCAAGGCAACAGGGGUCAUCAAA
Molecule: messenger RNA, 4193 nt
Organism: Taeniopygia guttata (zebra finch)
Lineage: Eukaryota; Metazoa; Chordata; Aves; Passeriformes; Estrildidae
Gene: HSF2
Product: heat shock transcription factor 2
Biological process (GO): regulation of DNA-templated transcription
Molecular function (GO): sequence-specific DNA binding; DNA-binding transcription factor activity
Source: RefSeq, a predicted model, not a curated record